Messenger RNA from Racocetra fulgida, 1162 nucleotides. NCBI's taxonomy places the organism in Eukaryota, Fungi, Glomeromycota, Glomeromycetes, Diversisporales, Gigasporaceae. The record is from the annotation of a GenBank genome assembly.
AUGCCCAACGUUUUGCUGGAAGAUGAUUCAACAACAACAAGUAAAACAACCACAGAUGAAGCAGGUCCAGGUGGUCUUAGUAUGCCAGCACUUAUUGGUAUAGUCGUUGGUUCUGUCUUUUUUGGACUGGGCCUUUUGCUUCUUUUUUUCCUUUAUUAUCAACGUUAUAGAAGAAAAAUCAGUGGUAUGGACUUAAAUCCAAUAACCGUUACUGUGACAACUGAAAGUGCACCAGAUCAUACGUCAAACAGUGAUCAGACAAAUCAACUUCCUAUAAGUCCUGGUUGGUCUAUUGAACCUACUAUAAGCUCUCCAAAGCGAGUGUCUACUACAAGUAAUACCACCAUUUCUGCAUCACAAUCACAACCUCGACCCAUAAGUCCUCGACAAGUACGAUUCCAACCACAACAAUUACAAGUAGAUUCUCAACAAUCGCAAACAGAUUCUCAACCAUCACGAACAAAUUCUCGACAAUCACAAGUAGAUUCUCAAUCUCAACAAGAAGACUCACGGCAAUUCCAACAAAUAGAUCCACAGCGAAUCCAGAAAGCAAACCAACAACGAAUCCAGCAAAUAGAUUCACAGCAGUACCAGCAGGUAGAUCCACAGCAAUACCAGCAGGUAGACCCACAGCAAUACCAGCAGGUAGACCCACAGCAAUACCAGCAGGUAGACCCACAGCAAUACCAACAGGUAGACCCACAGCAAUACCGGCAGGUAGAUCCACAGCAAUACCAGCAGUUAGGUCCACCGCAAUACCAACAAAUGAACCCACUACAAUUUCAACCAGUACCACAAUUCCCAAUGCAACCGCCACAAUAUCAACAGCCGGACUCACAGCAAUUCCCCCCUGUGGAUCCAUUACAAUUCCCACAAUUUCAACCAAUAUAUGCGGUACCACUUCAACCACAAAUAUACCCACAACAAUUUCAGCCAGUAUAUCCAAUACCUCAGCAACCGGUCAUAUUUCCCCAAUAUCCAGGAGGUUAUCCUCAAGAGGGUUAUUCUCGAGGAAGCUAUUCUUCAGUGAAUUAUUCUCCAAUUAGACCUAAUUUUGAAGUCAUACCCGAAGGUGUUGAAAAUGAACAACCACAGCAUAUAUAUGUGUCUAAUGAUGGGCAACAGGAAGGUUAUCAGCAACAUACAGCUAGUAAUGAAUCGA